AAACUUUAUACAAACACGGCAACAGCACCACGAGACACCAACCAUUAAUUAUAUCAUACUUUCUACAAGGGGUUGAAUUGAGUUCUUGAUGAAAAUGGAAGGGGAAACAGUGGAUAACAAGCAGGUAAUAUUCAAGGGGUUUAUAGAUAGAAUACCGAGAGAGACAGAUAUGGAACUAAAGAUUGGAAAAAUAGAGCUCAAAGCACCAAAAGGGUCCGGAGCUUUUUUAGUCAAGAAUCUCUAUUUGUCUUGUGACCCUUACAUGAGAGGUCGCAUGCGUGAGUAUUAUGAUUCAUACAUCCCUCCUUUUGUCCCUGGCCAGGCGAUACAAGGAUUUGGUGUAUCAAAGGUUGUGGAUUCUGAUGAUCCAGAUUUCAAGCCUGGAGACUUGGUUUCAGGGCUGACUGGUUGGGAAGAAUUCAGCUUGAUGCGGAAACAUGAGCAAUUGAGAAGAAUCCAGCAAGAUGAUAUCCCCCUCUCAUAUCACGUGGGGCUUCUUGGUAUGGCAGGUUUUACUGCUUAUGCAGGAUUCUAUGAGGUCUGCUCCCCUGAAAUAGGGGAGAAUGUCUUUGUCUCUGCCGCUUCUGGUGCAGUUGGCCAGCUUGUUGGCCAGCUUGCCAAGUUACAUGGCUGCUAUGUAGUUGGAAGUGCUGGCACAAGCCAAAAGGUUGACAUUUUAAAGAACAAGCUUGGAUUCGAUCAGGCUUUCAACUACAAAGAGGAACCCGACCUGAAUGCAGCUUUGAAAAGGUACUUCCCUGAAGGCAUUGAUAUCUACUUUGAUAAUGUUGGUGGAGAUAUGCUUGAAGCAGCAUUGCUCAACAUGAGGAUUCAUGGCCGAAUUGCAGUGUGUGGAAUGGUGUCUUCCAACAGCCUCUCUGUUUCCAAAGGGAUUCAAAACUUGUUCAGUCUCAUAGCCAAACGCAUUAGGAUGCAAGGAUUCCUGCAAAGUGAUUACUUGCAUUUAUAUCCACGCUUCUUUGAAAAUGUUGUCAGUAACUACAAACAAGGGAAGAUUGUUUACAUUGAAGACAUGAGUGAAGGAUUGGAGAGUGCUCCAGCUGCUUUAGUUGGAUUGUUUUAUGGAAAAAAUGUUGGUAAGCGGGUCAUCCGUGUAGCCCGUGAAUGAUUUUUGGUUAGCAUGGUGUACCAUUUAUGAACUUUUCAGGUGGAAGUACUGGAGCUGUCGUAGAGCUUUAGUAAAAUCUGACUUGAAAUCAUCUGCGUGAUUAUCAGAAAUCAUUAAAUUCAAGAUAUUCGUGGAUGAUCUCUUCAAUUAUGGGAACCCUUUCAGCUGAACAAUACUGUCAAUUCAUGAGAAUUUUCUCAACCCUUUCAAGUCA
Populus euphratica (Euphrates poplar) is the source of this 1343-nucleotide messenger RNA. Its product is annotated as Zinc-binding dehydrogenase family protein. Bases 89 to 1129 code for a protein of 346 amino acids. The transcript is spliced from 6 exons. The record is from RefSeq and is a predicted model, not a curated record. Gene Ontology annotation, molecular function: oxidoreductase activity, acting on the CH-CH group of donors, NAD or NADP as acceptor. NCBI's taxonomy places the organism in Eukaryota, Viridiplantae, Streptophyta, Magnoliopsida, Malpighiales, Salicaceae.